Messenger RNA from Helicoverpa armigera (cotton bollworm), 9341 nucleotides. It is a transcript of the gene NFAT, whose product is annotated as nuclear factor of activated T-cells 5. The record is from RefSeq and is a predicted model, not a curated record. Gene Ontology annotation, cellular component: transcription regulator complex. Lineage: Eukaryota; Metazoa; Arthropoda; Insecta; Lepidoptera; Noctuidae. Gene Ontology annotation, molecular function: transcription factor binding; RNA polymerase II cis-regulatory region sequence-specific DNA binding; DNA-binding transcription factor activity, RNA polymerase II-specific. Gene Ontology annotation, biological process: regulation of transcription by RNA polymerase II.
UUACCAUAGCAGUGAAAAAGAGCGAGAUAACGAUAUCGCUCUCGUGACAAACUUCACACUUGUUUCAUUCAUUUUUCCUUUUUCUAUCAAUCAAAACACGGCAACAGCCGUGGCCCGUAUCGCAAAUCGCAGCAGUUUUCAUUUCAGUCAAGCAGCCAGCCUGUUGCAUUGCGUGUGUGUAUUUCACCAGUUACCGAAUCGCGUACGGUUUUGUGCUAUUCGAUAAUAAAUACAUCUGCUAGUGGUGUUAACCGUGUUGUGUGAACUAAUUAAACGUGUUACAUUAAUUGAACUGAGAAGAUAACGCGUUAUAGUUUUUGUGUCGAUUCGAGUGGUUUCAAAUUGACUUUUGACGUCACGCGCGACAACCAAUCGGUUGGCGCGAAAGAAAAAAAACUACACUCUGUUGCGUGUUUUUGUUUUCGUGCUCUCGAAGUUUAUUGUUUUGACUGAUUCGGAUGGAUCGUAAUAGGUGAAUGUUUGGAUAGUUGAAAAUAUGCUUUUAAAAUGUACUGCGGACGGGAGGCCGAUCAAAGUCAACGGGGCGCCGGUCAAUCACGGGAAUGGUGCGAGAGGCAUGAAAAUGACUAUGUCUACGGCUCCGACGAUGAGUGCUCGGGUGCACAGGAAAGUGAUGCGGGCGCCGCAUAAGCGGGCCCACCCGGGUAAGACACAGCACCCGGGCAAAAUGGUACACACAUUUAGGCAAUUCGGGAAACUCGCGGCUCAACUGCGGCCGCCCGAACCGUGCGAAAACAGUAACGACAGCGGCCUGGGACCUGAUCCCGUCAACAGAUUAUCGGACACUUUGGAGGAGUGGGAACACCCGGAGUUCAAACGAAGACGUGGCGACACUGAAGCAGCGGUUAAGCGAGAAUGCGAGGACGCGAACGACGCGUAUGCUUUCCGCGCACAGGGCCCCGGCGAGGCCGCGCCCGCCCCGGCCGACGCUCCCGCCGCAUCGCUGGCACCGGCCCUACCCGCUCCCGUAAUGAGAGCGGGUUGCAGUAUAUCUAGUCCAAACAUAGCUGAAACUCCCGGAAAGAGGUUCCAAGACCCCUACAGAUCUUGUGGGAAACUUGGCAGUGGAGGCAAGCUAGCAAACAAGUACCCUGGUGGGGGCAAAUUAGUUGGUGCAGGUGGAAAAUUAGGUGGCAAACUGGGGGGCAAGUACGGAGGCAAGUUGGCGCAGGCGAUGGCGCGGAGAAGGGCGCUAGCAGCCAUGGCGCAAGGUGGCAGGCCCGGGUUGGCAGCACCGCUGUCCAACAGGUCGAGAGAUGGCACGGUGGAGCUACAGAUACUGUGCCAGCCCGAGACACAACAUAGAGCGAGAUAUCAGACUGAAGGCAGCCGUGGCGCUGUCAAAGACAAUUCAGGGAAUGGUUUCCCGACAGUCAAAUUAGUUGGUUACGACAAACCAGCGGUAUUGCAGGUAUUCAUAGGAACAGACACGGGGAGAGUGGCACCACAUAUGUUCUACCAAGCGUGUCGGGUGUCCGGCAAGAAUUCCACGCCUUGCAAGGAGAGGAAGGAGGACGGCACCGUCAUCAUCGAGAUUGAUCUGGAACCCGCCAAGAACUGGCAGGUCACUUGUGAUUGCGUGGGGAUACUCAAGGAGCGCAACGUGGACGUAGAACACAGAUUCGGCGAAGCCCUAGGCGGCGCCACAGCCGGCAGCGUGGGCGCGGGCGCAGCACACAUCUCCCGCGGCAAGAAGAAGUCUACGCGCUGCCGCAUGGUGUUCCGCACUGACAUCGUCAACGCUGCUGGACAUCAGGAGACCUUGCAAGUCUGCUCCACUCAGAUUAUAUGCACACAACCCCCAGGCGUUCCAGAAGUGUGUCGCAAAUCGUUAGUCUCAUGUCCUGUAACCGGAGGCCUGGAGUUAUACCUCCUUGGCAAGAACUUCCUCAAGGAGACAAGAGUUGUGUUCUGCCAGAGACAAGACGGACGCACGCACUGGGAGGAAGAGGUUACGCCUGACAAGGAAUUCUUGCAACAGACACACCUUGUGUGCUGCGUGCCCGCAUACUGCCGAACCGACAUAACAGAGCCGGUAUGCGUACAACUGUUCGUGCGGUCUGGCGGCAAGGCGUCGGAGCCCCACGCCUUCUACUACACGCCGGGGGCGCUGGACACCGGGCCUCAGCACUGCAGCCGCCAUCAUUCAGCAGGUAGCGAGCACUGCCGACGCCCGCCGCUGCCCGGACCGCGCCAGCACGGUGGCGAGGACGCGCGGCCUGUCCUGCUGUGGGCCGGCAUCAUGCCGCCGCCGGCGCUGCCUGUCCGUCGCCCGUCCAUCAUCGUGCCGGACACGCAUGAGCCACAAGGACUGAAGAGCGAGAUUGAUGAAACCAGUCAGCAGUCCUUAGCCGACGGCGGUGAGUCGUCGUGCGGCGCCGACGGCCCGGAUAAGCCCAUGAACAUGUCCGACGAACUGAACAUCGUCGACCUCCGGCUCAAGUCCGAGAUGUCUCGGGACUCCCAGAGCCAGGUGGGGUUCGUAAGCGGGUACGAUAGCAUGAAGCUUUCCCCGAGCACCCCGGCGGCCAGCGAGCCGCCAUCCCCAUUGGCUUCGUUCACGCAGCAACUGCAAGCCAUACAAAACCAAGUCCAGACUGACAAGAUGGUGGAGAGUGUCACCGCCGCCAUCUUCAACUCGGACGACAACGCACCGCAGAUCUACCCCACCAUGCUGCAGCCCAUAGACCCCAUGCGACAACUCAUCUCCUCCAAAGCCGUCGAUCCUUUGGAAACCGACAUGAAGGUGCUCAACCCAGAACUCAUGAUCGCAGAGUCCGCAUGCACCAACGAGCAAAGACUGAUAGUGUACAACCAGAUGCAGACCCGCCAGGAGGAGCCCUUCAACCCCUUCACCAUCACCAAGAUGGAGAUGGGGACCAGUCAGAUCGAGCAGCGGCUGGCACAGCAGUCCGCUCAUAUGGAGGCACUGGUCGAGGAUGCCAUGAAGGCCACGGCCGCCAUGUUGCCUGACAACACUAAGUUAGAUGAGCUGGUCAAUUCUCGUGUGGACGAGUUAUCUGCGGCGGCCGCAUCUCCCGCAUCUCACGCGUCAGAUAUUCUACUGAGCCCUAACGCGGCAGUAGCGAGCCGCGGCGGUCCGCCUGGUGAGAGGCUGCCGCUGCCGGCCGCCAUGUCGCCCGACGUGAUCCUCAACCCCACCGUGUCGCCGUCGCUGCUGUGCGAGCAGCCGCGCCUGCUGCCGCCCGCCGCGCAAGACGACCUCAUGAUGAUGCAGGACUCCGUGCAGCUCACCUCCGUCAAGACGCCGCCCGCCGCCGUCAAGUCCAUGAUCCUCAACGCGGCCGCCGAGAUCCUCACCUCCGACACCACCAUGAACGCUCUCGUCACCUCUGCCAUCAACACCGCCAACAUCCUGACCACCGAGAGCGCGUCCAACUCGGGCGGCAUGCAGGCCACGGACGCGCAUGCGCAGCCGCCGGCCGAGCCCGCCGGGGAGACUCCCCUCGUGGCCAUGUCGCAGGCCGUGUCGCAGGCCGUGACGCAGGCCGUGUCGCAGGCCGUGUCCCAGGCCGUGUCGCAGGCCGUCACGCAGGAGAUGACGGCGCCGGUGCAGGGCCUCACGGACAUGAGCGACCAGGACCUGCUGUCCUACAUCAACCCCAGCACCUUCGACCAGGAUUACGUGAAUUUAGUGAAACUUCAGAAUUGGACAACAUUCUACAGCAACAGCUGCGUGGAUAAUGCGUGUUGAGUUCGAUCCAUCUCCUCAAUGUGCAGCUCCUCCCUGUCACUUCUGGUUCCACCAGACGCCGACCCCUAGCCUAAGUUACCGAUACCGGCUAAGUUAGGCUUCUCCGACAAUCUAGCUAAACUAGCAUCUUACACACAGGCUUUUUAUCGAUAUCUAAACAGCCAAAAGGCUUCUUCUACAAUCCUAAAAAGUCUUGAAAAUUUUUGAUGCACACAAUAAAAUUAUCAUUUCUUUUACGGGUUUUUGAAACUUUUUUCUAUAUCGAACCCACAUAAUUAGGCUAGGAUUUAAGCAAUGUUUCGGGGGUGUGAGCACUUUAUAACUGUGCUAAGCAAGUAAUUAAUCUUUUGCUUUAUACUUCAGUCACAUUGCUUAGAUCCUUGUAAGUCUUCGGAAAAAUAUGGCUGUUUCAAGUCUGAUUUAGCCAUGUUUGACUGCAGAUUUAUUUAGUUUAAUUCACUUAUUAUUACGUAAGGGCGGUUAGUCAGGCAUUUUAGUAAUAACCCAUACAUAUUCCCCUCAAAUCUUACAUUAUAUCUUACACUAAAUUAAGAUAUACCCUGACUAGCCGGCCACCGCCGCGCCAUCUUUUGUCCAUCAGAACAAAACCUUUACAAGAUCGUGAAGUGCUUCCCAACAACGAAGUCUAAAUUAUAUAAAGCUUUAACAAUAUUCCCGGCCACAACGAUACUAACCACACACACGAAACACUUCACAUAUUGUAAAGUAGCUAUAUUUUUAUAUGUUGUAUAUGAUUGUGAUAUGUAACUGAAUAUACAUCGAGCCUUUUCGGGAAGAAGAUCGUAACCGCCAUUUUGCAUAUUUUACAAGAGAAGGUUUUUUUUUAAUAUUUCUCAAAAUAUUUAUAGCAUUAGUUUGAAAUUUUUACUUGAUGUUUUAAGGGCACUUCCCAAUUUAUUAAAAUGUUAAAAUUGGACUUAGUACUCUAAAAUCACAUACAUUUGUCGCUUACGUUAAAACUGAUGACCGUUAUUAGGUUGAGAUGAUAUGAGUAUGUCGAUUACGAUAAUUGUUAAAAUCAUUUUUUACGAGAAACUAUGCCAAACAGAGAAGGACAAAGAGUCAGAAAUACAAAAAAAAAACAUUAAUUUAAGUGAAUUAGCUUUAUUAAUAAAUCAGUAAUCGUCUUCAUCAGUCUCAGGUAAAACGUCUCUUGUGUUUCCAUCGCAGGGCAAAUCCAGAUAUUCUUUUGUAUAAAAUUCUGGUAUGAUACCUUUUUCGCACAUUUUCUUUAAAUCUUCGUAUUUGGCCUUCGAGAUAGGAAUUUUUUCAGUGUAAGCAGUUUUAGGUUCACGAAUAGCUUGUUGAUUCUGCCGAGACCUCAAUAUAAGAGAGACAUCAACAACUUCUUCGGGUCCAUCAUAGUCGUAUUUCAGAUAGAACUUGUCACCUUUUUCAAAUCUAGCGUUACGCAGCUUGCUUGUUUGUAUUUUAAUUUUGUUUGGUAAGAAGGCUGUUGCAUAGGCAUUCCAAUCUUUGAUUUCAUUAUUUUUUAAAAGAAUUGUUUCAUAUUUUUUGGGGUUAGUCCGAGCAUUUCCAAUCAAAGUUUGCCAUUCAGAUGGUGCGUAAAUCGUUCUUUUCUGUAUAAAUCCUUCUAUUGUUGCAUGCACAGAGUCUACUGGCAUCAUGGUAUGUCCAGGAAUGAGGAAGUUUAUAGUCAGCCUUUCAACAAAACUCGCAUGAUAUUUCAUGAAAUAAUGGAGCAUCACAAUCAUGGCUUUAUUUUUAUUUUGUCCUGCGCAACUGUCACAGUAUAAUGCAACUUCAUUUUGAGUCCUUCUCUCGUCAACCAUUUUAAGGUAUUUAAAGAGAAUAGUACAGAUUUCAUUACACCCUCUUUUCGCUUCAGUUUCGUUCCAAAGAUAACAAAAUACAGAUCUGGUACCGCUUUCAUAAAUGCUUUCAUUAUAAUAGGCAAGCUUUCGAGUAUAGUAAAAAUUUACGCUUUGACCGUGAGGUGUUGUUAAGACCUUUUCGAGGUCAAAGCUUGCACACAAAAAGUUUCUGUUCUCUUUGCUUCUUUUUUGAUCCUCUAGAAAUAGCUUUAGUGAUAUUUCUUUGUCCUUAAUGUGAUUUUUGUAGGCAUCUGAUUCUAUCGCUUUUUUUCUUUCUUCAUCAUUCAAAUUCUUUAUUCUCUCACAUUGAUCACAUUUAUCUUUCUUUGGUAAGUGAAACCCUAAGUUGAAUUCAGUCUUAAAUAUUUUUCUAAACUUUUGAUAACUUACUGCACCUAACUCUUUCGUAUCGUCGUCUUUCAAAUAAAAGUUUCUAUAUAAAUAGGUCACAUCCCUAAAUUCAGUUGGUAAGUACAAUUUGUUACUUUUGUUUCUGCAAUAGUGUGACUGAACGGCAGGCAACUUUUUAAUAAAAUUAAUGACAUUUUGAGUUUGAGAUUGGCUGUAUUUAUUUAGUGGCGUGUUUUUACCGCGUUGGUCAGAUUUUGCAAUGAAAUUUGCAAUUUUAUGUGAUUUCGUGUAACGCAGUGUCAUUUGCGAAAUAUCAAGGGUUUUCAAAAGAAACUGUUGGCAAAUUUUAACUGAUUCACUGCCCUUUGGUAAGUAGUAAUUGUAAGUUAUUUUUCGACGAUCACUUUCUGCUCUUUUUCGACCGAUUUCACAUUCCUUAAUACAAGACAAAAUAAAAUCUCUUUGUCUUUGUAAGGAUCCAAGACCCCAAUAGAGUUCAUGAACGCAAUUUCUCUCGAUUUCAGUAAACUUAUUACCGCAGUCAUUCCCGCAUUUUUUACCUAAGCAGGGAUUAGGUUUGACAAAUUUUCCCUUUCCAGACCACCUCUCAGACCUUUCUUUUUGUUUUUUCGUUAGGGAUCGUUUCUUCCGCAUACCCUUUUUACCAACAACACCUGGGUCUUCCUCUUCUGUGCUAUCAGAACUUUCUUUGGUUGAGUCCGAACUGUCAAUUGUCGUCGUAGGAAUUUGAAUAGCUGACGUGGAUGGGCGAACGUAGUCGUCCAUACUUGUAAAUACUUGCCUUGUCUUCUUUCUUCUGCUAGGAAUAUGCCAAGACUGGUCAGAGUCAUAUCCACUAAAAUCUUUUUCUUCUUCAGAGUUUUGGUCGAUAGACGAGCAAUGUGUAGAAUCUGAGUAGUCAACUAAAGCAUUAGUUGGUAUAAGUUCAGCCACCUCCUCCAUUUUCUGGAAGCGAAAUAAAAGCGCUAUACAAACCAAAAUCGCCGCCACCCAAACAAAAGUUAAAGCACAAAAAAAACCCGGGAAGGAAAUUUAAGAUUGAGGCAUAACAUGAAACAAACAAUCGAUUACUAGAUGGGUUAUUUGCACCCAUAACAUAUUUCAUUGAAAUGCACUAUUGCAAUAAAACUUGUCAUCAAACUUAAUAACAUGCAGAAGGUAAUUUAAUUUAUUUAAGAAGUCAAUGCAUUUAAUCAAACUCAGAAAAAUAAUUAGCAUAGUAUUUUACUUAAGUCUCUAAGUACUUUUUUGUAGUUAUUAUUUUUGUUCACAUCACAAGAUUCAAAUAAUUUAGUUUCACGUUUCACUUACCUUGUCGUUCGAUAACACGUGUUUUAUUACUUGAAUACCUGUUUACACAAAUACACACUAGGAAUAUUUAAUUUUAAAAGUAUUCGCAACGUAAGUGAAGAGAGUUUAUCACAGAGUCGAAUAAACUUCAAAUUUAAAACACGUUGAAACCUGUCUUGAUGCUACACUGCCUACAAAUGCGUUUCGAUUCACUAUUAAACUAUUAAAUAGAUUCUUUUAAACAUAAAAUAAUAAGCAGUUUCUAUUAUUCUAUUAAGUUAUUUCUAUUACUACCUAUAGUAAAGAUAACUUUUCUUCUAUAGUAACCAAAGUUUACGCCAUUCACAUUUCAUUUAUUUGCGCAUUAUAAAGUUACAGUUCUCGAACAAUUAAACGCAAAACGUAUUUUAUUUCUAUCGCAAGCAACAAGUAUUUAACUUAAAUUGCAUAAUUUAUUAUCGUAAAUGCCAAGUAGGGAGCUUGCAAUAAAAUUAUUAACCUAGUAUUAUAUCGUUAGCGACAGGUACUAUAUUUACGAUCUGUCAGUCGGUGUAGGUUACGUUCAUAAACUGAAUGGGUUGUAACUUACGAUGAAAAUUUCGAAAUUGAAAAAAAAUCAGUUAACUUCUUCUUUGAACUCUAAAGUGAGUGACAUAAGAUACAAAAUCAGAUGAUCUGGCCGUUAAUACAAAAACAUUUUUUUGGGAAUUUUGGCGCUUACGAUGUUCUUCCUGAAAAGGCUCGACAUAUUAAUCAACAUAGUAGUUAAUAUUUGUUUUAAGUAAGUAAGGAAAUUGUACUGAUGUGAUGUUAGAGCAAAGAGUAUAUUAAAAUUAUGUUAUGAACAUUUAUUAUUAGUUAAAUGAGUUUUUUAUAGAGUCGAAUGCUACAUAUUUGUGCCAUUUAAAUAAAUGUAAACGUAGGUAUAUGUUAGUGUAUGGAGCAUAUCGAUAGGGUUCUAUCAACGAGGGUAUUGGCCGACAUAACGAUGUAAGCGUGCCUUUAGGACAUUGCACAUAACUUUACGACAUUAUUGUUGCCAUAAGACGAAAGUAACAUUCAAUUAAACAGAUCAUGACCAUUUUAUACGGCUAUAUUUCGUCUUGCAACACUGGGACUUAUGGCGGUGACUAUGUCUAGUUUAAUAGAAAAAAAUAUACAUUAUACAGUAUUUCAAUCAGGGACCACGACGCAGAUAUACAAAUAUUAUACAAAAUAGACAUUUUGUAUACAAAGUCUACAAACAUUUUAUACUGAUAUAUUAGAUGCUGCAUAUGAAACGCACCAAAUACUAUGAUGUCUUUAAAUAUUUAUAUCUACUGUUAUGAACUCAAGGAAAAAUAUAUGUGUGAAACAAAAAUAUUAAAAUUGUAUAAAUGUUAAAAAUUUGGUGCAUCGAUUGUGCUUGUAAAAUGUCUACAUUAAAUUAUUUAAAAUGUAAAAUGUAACUGUAGUUAAUUAUUGAAAGAAAAAGAAAACUAAAAUUACACGAACAUUUUCCAAGCAUGAUGUGAGUUUUUCAUGAUACAUUAGAUGUGAAGUAAAAUGUAUAUUACUACUACUGGGAAUCUCCACAGUCUUCCUUUCAAGUGUUUCUGAAUAUUUCAUAUCAGAGAUACAUCACAUUUACUGUAUUUUAUACCUAUCAUCAUUAUAUCAAACAGUUGUGUUAAUGGCGUAAAUUAUUUGAAAAGGAGAAGAUAGUUAAUAGUUUGUGUAAUAAAUACCUAAAUUGUGCGUUGAUUUUUGUGAAUUAUUAAGUUUGCGUUAAAUUAAUUAUUAAUUCGUUAAAUGUAUCCUUGUUAAUUUGCUGAAAAAUAUUUAUACUACAUAAAAUUGUAGAUACAAAAAUGAUUUUGAAAAAAGUUGCUCAUUCCUCAAUUUUGUAUAUUUUGAUGUGUUUAAUAAUGUUUGAACAGUGGUUGACUAUCUUCUUCGUUUGAAAGUAUCUGUAUAAAUUAUAACGUAUAUCAUUACGUACACUGAUAGAUCUCUAGUCGGUCUAAAUCGAUGAGUGCUAUUGCCGAGCGCGCGUUCAUCAAGUAUGUUAUUUGUUUUGAUGUAAUUAAUAAAUGUUAUGAAAAAUA